Talaromyces amestolkiae is the source of this 918-nucleotide messenger RNA. RefSeq lists its product as uncharacterized. Bases 1 to 918 code for a protein of 305 amino acids. Lineage: Eukaryota; Fungi; Ascomycota; Eurotiomycetes; Eurotiales; Trichocomaceae. The record is from RefSeq and is a predicted model, not a curated record. The transcript has 3 exons.
AUGGGACAAGUUUGGAAUUACGCAAAUCAGCUGCUCUAUAAUCCUAUCCUCUCAUUCGUUAAAGUUUCCGUCCUUCUCUUCCUUCUUAGACUGGAGUCACGAUCCCCUGUCGUUCGCUAUAUGAUUUUUGGGACGAUGUACUUCACCAUUGUGCUCGGAAUAUCCAUCCUGAUCGCAGACAUCUUUCAAUGCACACCUGUAGCCUACGUUUACGAUACCAGCAUUGCAGGCGGACAUUGUUUCAAGCAGGGCGCUUUCUAUGUUGCCACCGCGACAAUGACUCUAUUUACGGAUUUGCUGGUCGUUGUUAUACCGAUGAUUAUUGUCUACUCCCUGCAGAUGCCUAUACGGAGAAAGCUCAUGGUUGUCGGUAUUUUGUGUCUUGGUCUAGUUGCCACUGGUGUGGGGGCCUGGCGUCUUGAUCAGCUCGUUGAAGCUUUUUUCCCCACUUCAGUAAACCUGGACUAUACCUACAGUAUCGGCUUUGUAUCGUCAGCCAUUGAGGUCAAUGUGGCCGUCAUUUCGGCAUGUUGUCCAGCACUGAAGGCACUAAUCACUCGCUUUGCGCCACGUUUUCUCGGUACGUCUGGUCGCGGUACAUAUGGCAAGUCAAGCAAUACCCGAUACGGCCACGGAACAUACAUUCGUUCGAACGUGGAUCCCAAUGACUCAUAUGAGCUUGGCCAGAAAAACUACCACAACAAACAACAGACUGAGAUUAGUGGUGGAAACAGCCAUGGCGGGCGUCUACCACCACGUUCAAAGACCGCCGAAAGUCUGAGUCUUAGUGAUGACGACGGGAUUAUUGCUGGCGCAAUGGGAAGCAUCGCCAUUGUCAAGACAACUAAUGUCUCGGUGCAGAGAGAUCGACGGGAUGAUCAUCCAGAAAAGGCAUCCAGUGUUGAUAGUCUAGUCUAG